This is a messenger RNA of Aspergillus versicolor CBS 583.65, 2171 nucleotides long. RefSeq names its product putative integral membrane protein (Ptm1). Gene Ontology annotation, biological process: retrograde transport, endosome to Golgi. The record is from RefSeq and is a predicted model, not a curated record. The transcript has 7 exons. Lineage: Eukaryota; Fungi; Ascomycota; Eurotiomycetes; Eurotiales; Aspergillaceae. Bases 194 to 1807 code for a protein of 537 amino acids. Gene Ontology annotation, cellular component: membrane; Golgi apparatus.
CGCGGCAUCUCCGGGCUCCUGUCACAGCUCCAUCCCUCGGCGAGUGCUGCUUAACUUUGAAUAAGUCUUCGAGUUGCCUGAAACCUCGUUCUUGCAUGGUUCAUCCCUGCAAUAUUCUAUGAUAAUACGUCUCAACUAGACUUUAAUUUGCUCUUCAGGAGCCCGGUAUUGUAGCUCCAAUUGUGAAGUCGAAAUGAGAAGCUGGAUUCGGGCGCUUGGGCUGUCUGCCUUAUUGGCAGGGCUAACUCUUGCAAAUGAAGCGGAAUUGACGCAAGACGCCUCCAAACGGUUACAAUGUUCGGGCAUGUAUAGCCGCAAGGCUUGGGGCGGAAAUACCGACCCAUUCAUCCUGACCAAGUUCGCAAAACUACCGACCGAUGGUGAUUUUGAUCCUAUUGUUAGUCUUUUGAUCUUCGAAUGGAGUGAUGAAGCUUUGAUUGGGAGACGUAUAUCCGACGAUCCCGAGGACUACAAAUCGAUUUGCGAUCAAGGCAGCGUACAAGACGGAUUAUGCACCUCCGGCCAACUCGGUUCCUUCCUUCUCGCCCCGAACGCCAGCGAUGCCUCUCAAUUUCAUAUACUCUCACAAGGAGUACAUCUUAAAAACCCCGAAGCCAUUAACUAUCCCAUAAAGAAGACAGGAUACUAUUGUGUGAGCACAUACGGCUAUUCUGGCGACGAUUAUAGGGGCGUGGUGGAGUUUAGGAAUGCGUACGGCGAGCUUCCAGCCGCGCAGAUCCCGAAGCUGCCAUUUUAUGGGGGCCUGACAAUCGUUUACGCCGUUGUUGGCUUGUACUGGGCCUUCCUAUACGUUCAAAACCGCCAUGAUAUCCUGCCCGUGCAAAACUACAUUACUGCUAUCUUGGUGUUCUUGAUUUUAGAGCAGUUGAUGACAUGGGGCUUCUACGACUAUCAAAACCGACACGGACUAAAUGUUGGAGCAAAAGUACUGAUGGUUGUCGUUUCUGUCCUCAACGCGAUUCGCACCUCCUUCUCGUUUUUCCUGCUUCUUAUUGUCUGUAUGGGCUACGGUGUGGUCAAGCCUUCAUUGGGUCGAACUAUGGUAUAUGUUCGCAUUCUCGCCAUCACGCAUUUUGUAUUUGCCAUGAUUUAUGCUAUCGCCAGCUUAUCCAUUACCCCUGAAGCUGCUGGCAUCCUCAUUCUAUUUAUUGAACUCCCUCUUGCCGCAACAUUGACUGCAUUCUACGUGUGGACUUUGAGUUCACUGAAUGCAACUAUGAAAGAUCUGAUCGACAGGAAGCAGAAGACCAAGGCGAUGAUGUAUAAGAAGCUCUGGUGGUGCCUCCUCGGUAGCAUCAUCGUGCUAUUUGGGUUCAUUUUUAUCAAUGCUCUUGCAUUCGCUAGCCGUUCCGAGGCCGAUUUCUUACCCGAACACUGGAAGAGUCGUUGGUUUGUAUUGGAUGGAUGGCUCAGCAUUGUCUAUUUUGUUGAUCUGGCAUUCAUUGCCUACUUGUGGCGUCCCACUGCCAACAAUCGGCGAUUUGCGAUGAGUGACGAGCUCGCUCAAGACGACGAUGGCUUCGAGAUUCGAUCCUUCAAUGGAGCUUUGGACGAAGAGGAUGCCCUUGGUGGCCUGGACGAACAGCCUCCUCAUGAACAGCGCCGUGACCUAUCACCAGUACCUCCCAAGCCUGUUCCCUCCGCCGCACGAACUCGGGAGUCUCUAGAUGCAAUGGAUUCUGAGACAAUCUUCGCCGUUGGUGAUGAUCCCGAUAAAUGGACCGAUGACGAGGACUCGCCGCGUAACUCGACCGAAAGGAAGGCACUUACAAGAGAUAUGGAUUAAACACUGCUGUAUUCUUUCUUCCGGUGGAGCGACUGUCCCAACGAACCGUGACGGCCAGUCGCGCCUUUUUUGUGUAUUGAUAACAAGCUCCGAAGGUUUCACUUUUCGGCUCACCCCACCGAGGACACAUCAGAAAACAGGCUCUUGGAUCUUGACUGUAUUCGACUUUGGAAGGCAUAUGGCGGCGUUAUGAAUGGGAUGUUUACAGCUAUUAUUUCUCUAUUUUCUAACGUACUAUUUAAUAUGUCAAGUCUGAUUUGGCGAUGAGGGAUGAACGCCUUUACAUUGUACAUUGUACGAAAUAUGUCCUUGUCAGCACUAGUGGCAUAUGAAAAGAAAUAUAUACAAAAUGAAAAAAACAUGG